GUACUGUACAUAAAUAUGGUGGGCAACAGGAUGCGAAAAUCUUUAAAUAUUCCAAGGCGAUAAUUAAGUAAUGUCGAUAAUGGAGCUUCUCUUUGCAAUGGCGACUUGUUGAGUCAACCCUGUGCAGGUUGCGAACAAGUGCUUUUCCACAAAAUAGCUUGAUGUUAUCGUAUACAGUUUCGUAUAGAAGAUGAAUGCGAUUGGUGGAUUAAGCGGAGUUGAAAAAGAGUACAUAAAGAAGCAUCACAGUCACGAUCCUGCCGAGAAUCAAUGCACUUCUCUUUUGAUCAAGCACAUUAGAGCACCUCUUCCUCUUGUUUGGUCAUUGGUUAGGAGAUUUGAUCAGCCAGAGAAGUACAAGCCCUUUGUGAGCAGGUGUAUUUCACAAGGAAAUCUUGAGAUUGGUAGUCUUAGAGAAGUCGAUGUCAGAUCAGGCCUACCUGCAACAACUAGCACUGAGAGGUUGGAGCUUCUCAAUGAUGAAGACCACAUCUUAUGUGUCAGGAUUGUUGGCGGGGAUCACAGACUAAGGAAUUACUCGUCAAUUAUAUCUCUCCAUCCAGAGGUCAUUGACGGAAGACCUGGGACACUAGUGAUUGAAUCGUUUGUGGUAGACGUGCCUGAAGGAAACACCAAAGAUGAGACCUGUUAUUUUGUUGAAGCUCUAAUCAAAUGCAACCUGAAAUCGCUUGCUGAUGUUUCUGAGCGGCUUGCUGUGCAGAAUAUGACAGAGCCAAUUAAUCCCAUGUAAAGGUUCCAGAGGCUAUAUUCACCGAGGAUGAAGCUUCCUCAAGGUUUUUGGUUCUCCGAGGCUUUGGAGGUGUACUGGAUAUAGCUGCUCCCUUCCAUAUUCCACAUACAUUCGGUGCUCUUUUUUUUUUUUGUGUGUUUAGUUUUCAAGCCAUGUUACAUUGUUUGUUAACAUCACAUAAGCACAAAUUUUAAAAUGGAUGAAAGAGGCUCUGAUUGUUGAACUUUAAUAAUUUUGACAGUGGUAGUUUGAAUGUCAAUUUGUCUCAGCCUAGUAUCACAGAGUGGAGUAUGUAGUCUGUACAAUUGUGUUUGUUAAGCUGCAUUUGGAGUGUUAGUUGCCUUAGAAGGUGAAAUGCAUCAGGGAUGAUGGUC
Nicotiana attenuata is the source of this 1125-nucleotide messenger RNA. RefSeq names its product abscisic acid receptor PYL8-like. Gene Ontology annotation, biological process: abscisic acid-activated signaling pathway. Gene Ontology annotation, cellular component: nucleus; cytoplasm. Gene Ontology annotation, molecular function: protein phosphatase inhibitor activity; signaling receptor activity; abscisic acid binding. NCBI's taxonomy places the organism in Eukaryota, Viridiplantae, Streptophyta, Magnoliopsida, Solanales, Solanaceae. The coding region runs from base 191 to 751 and encodes 186 amino acids. The record is from RefSeq and is a predicted model, not a curated record. The transcript is spliced from 3 exons.